Messenger RNA from Colias croceus (clouded yellow), 725 nucleotides. RefSeq names its product ubiquitin-conjugating enzyme E2 T-like. Bases 79 to 552 code for a protein of 157 amino acids. The record is from RefSeq and is a predicted model, not a curated record. Lineage: Eukaryota; Metazoa; Arthropoda; Insecta; Lepidoptera; Pieridae. The transcript is spliced from 2 exons.
GUAUUUAAAUAAUUGUUCAAGUGCGAAUAUUGAAAUGUUUAAAAUCAAUUGUUAAUAGGAGACGUUAAAAUAACUAUAAUGGCAAGUGAAGGUGCCAGAAAAGCGCGUUUAUGUCACGAAAUAAAAAGUUUGUUUACAAAACCGCCUUGGGGCAUUACAUGUUCUCCUGAAAAGGAAGAUAUUUACGAUGCCCUUAAUGUUCGAAUGUGUGGACCAAAAGGGUCCCCAUACGAGUCCGGAGUUUUUAAAUUAUUGAUUAAUGUUCCGAGUAAUUACCCGUUUGAACCGCCUCAAGUGAAAUUUGUUACUUCUGUGUAUCAUCCAAACAUUGAUUCAGCUGGUAGAAUAUGUAUGAACAUGUUAAAAAUGCCACCAAAAGGGACCUGGUUACCUACAAUCACAAUAGAAACAUUGCUGAUCUCCAUCCAGACAUUGUUGGCACAUCCGAACCCAGAUGACCCCCUCGUCACAGAAAUAGCCAUGGAAUAUAAGUAUAAUGUGCAAGAAUUCGAAGAAAAAGCAAGGAAACAUACUAGAGAACAUGCUGUGUGAAUAUUACUUUGCCGACUUGGUGUUAUGGCAAUACAAUGUGAUAAGGUGUUAUAAUGUUUACAUAAUGACUCUUCUAUAUAUCGACUAACAUAUUUUACACACAACAUUACUUAGUAUAUGCACAACAUGCUGUUACAAUCUUAAUUCUUAACAUAUAAGUAAAACAUGUGUUU